GCACCCAGCACCCUCCCCUCCUCGUGUCUGUCCCCUUCCUCUCACCUGAGCUCCUCAGGGUGGGGCCUCUUGGCUUGUGGCCUCCACUUGAGGCCCUUGAGUGCUCAUUGGGGUUUGCUGACUGAAUCACUGACAGCAAUGAUGGCUCACAUCUGCGUCUCCUGUAGGAUUCUUAUAAUGCACUUCUCUGUCAGUGGCCAGAAGUGUCCCCAUACUCAGGUCUGUCUUCCUCAACUGGAAGGGAGAUAGCAUGUCUCUUAGGUGCUGACUGCCCGUACGACUCUGGGCUUCCAAGUCUUGAGUCUUCCCUCAAGUCUUGCGGCACUGUGGUUGUACGACACGGAUGGGACAGCCACACCCUGGCCUCCUGCUUGGGUUCCAGGCAGAAUGGAAUGCUCCAGCGCUUGAGGCAGGCUGCCUGCUGCCCCUCUGCGCACUCCUUCCACAGAUCCCUUCUGGGCUCUGGAUCUGCAACCACGAGCCUGGCUCCGAGUUACCUGGGAGGCCCGAGGCCUGAGUGUCUUCCUCCGCUGCACACUCCCACAGACUGGCCCUGUGGGGCACCGGGGUACCAUACCCAGAUGUCACUUGGGCUGCCUGAGCUUCUCUGUCCUCUCAUUUGUCCAGCGGGAGCCCAGUGGAGCUGUGCAAAUGCUGCUGUGCAUUUGAACCUCUGUGCUGGGGUGGAAAAGCCCAAGGCGCAGCACCCAACUCGGCUGUCCUAGUCCUUGGCUGGGAAUGUCAUUGAGCUUCUCCUCCCAGGCUCCCAACAAUGGUGACUUCCUGCACUCACCACACCCAGCCUUUCCCUAAGCCAAGCUCCCCGGGAGGGGGCUCCUUGGCUUGACAUCGAGAGGCCAGAGCAGGCGAAUCCUGAUGACUUACAGAGGGGCCGAGGCUGCUAAAAGUUCACCAAAGGCCUGGUUGGCUAGGGACAGGCACUGGAGCAGGGCUCUGCAGCAUGAGUAGGAGCCUGCUGUUGGGCUGAGCCCAGGGCGGAGUGGGGUUGACCCCAGGAAUCUGUGUCCCAUACUGGAGCAGCAGCAGCCCCAAGUCCAGGCCACCAGACCCUCUGCACAAAGCCUUUCCAAGCUGCAUCUGCUUUGCUACCCAGCCCUGGAGACGUAGGCCUGGGAUCCUGAGCUGGGACGGGCCCAGUUGGGGCGCGUGGUGCUCUCCCCGGUCUGGUUCCUCUACAGCCUGUUCAUGAAGCUGUUCCAGCACUCCAGGCCGGCCAUCACCCUCGAGAGCCCUGACAUCAAGUACCCCCUGCGGCUCAUCGACAGGGAGGUCAUCAGCCACGAUACACGGCGCUUCCGCUUCGCCUUGCCAUCCCCCCAGCACAUCCUGGGCCUGCCUGUUGGCCAGCACAUCUACCUCUCGGCUCGAAUUGAUGGGAACCUGGUCAUCCGGCCCUACACACCUGUCUCCAGCGAUGAUGACAAGGGCUUUGUGGACCUGGUCAUCAAGGUCUACUUCAAGGACACGCAUCCCAAGUUUCCUAUGGGGGGGAAGAUGUCUCAGUACCUGGAAAACAUGCAGAUUGGAGACACCAUCGAGUUCAGAGGCCCCAAUGGGCUGCUGGUGUACCAGGGCCGAGGGAAGUUUGCCAUCCGGCCUGACAAGAAAUCCAACCCUGUGAUCAAGACGGCCAAGUCAGUGGGCAUGAUUGCAGGAGGAACAGGCAUUACCCCCAUGCUGCAGGUGAUCCGUGCCAUCAUGAAGGACCCAGAUGACCAUACCACGUGCCACCUGCUCUUUGCCAACCAGACUGAGAAGGACAUCCUGCUGCGGCCCGAGCUGGAGGAGCUGAGGAACGCGCAUUCCGCUCGCUUCAAGCUGUGGUACACGUUGGACCAGGCCCCUGAGGCCUGGGACUACAGCCAGGGCUACGUGAACGAGGAGAUGAUCCGCGACCACCUCCCGCCGCCGGGUGAGGAGACACUGGUGCUGAUGUGCGGGCCGCCGCCCAUGAUCCAGUUCGCCUGCUUGCCCAACCUGGAGCGCCUGGGCCACACCAAGGAGCGCUGCUUCUCCUUUUGAGUGGCUGCCACCCUGCCUGCCCACGCUGUCACCCACGCCGUCCUCCACUGCCACCUGCCCACCGAGGCCUGGUUCAGCUCGGCCUGCCUGUGCCCCGGUGGAGCUGCUGGGGACAUGCCUGUCCCUGCCCUGCGAACCCCACUCUGGGUCCCAGGCUGAGGUCACUAGAUCCGUAUGCUGCCUGGCCCUGGAAAGCGGGGAGCCAGAGCUUCGGGGACCAGGAACCCAGCCUGACACCCGUCACGGCCACCCUUGCUGACACUACACGAGACUGACACCAGAAAUCCUCUCCCAGAGCCCACAGGCCCCGCCAGCUGGACCCCCCUGUCUCGGGACCCCAGCAUUUCCCCGGAACCCCCAAACACUGAGGCAGCCCUGGGUGUCCCAAGUGGCCAGCCUGGCAGAGUUCAGAGGGAAACACAGUCACAACAUUGGUCCCUCUGUCCCGUGCCUGCCACCCUGCCCCGCAGGAGACCUGUGAGGUGCCUCUCGUCUGACAGACGUCCUUGGUGGCCUUUAGCCAGCUGUGUCCGCCUUCCGCGUAGCGGCUUUUUCAGUCAUGUAUGAGCAGACAAAUAAUUGAAAUAAAACUUUGCUACUAAACCCUGC
Messenger RNA from Octodon degus (degu), 2652 nucleotides. Its product is annotated as NADH-cytochrome b5 reductase 3. Bases 1207 to 2043 code for a protein of 278 amino acids. The record is from RefSeq and is a predicted model, not a curated record. The transcript is spliced from 10 exons. Gene Ontology annotation, cellular component: mitochondrion. Gene Ontology annotation, molecular function: oxidoreductase activity; FAD binding. NCBI's taxonomy places the organism in Eukaryota, Metazoa, Chordata, Mammalia, Rodentia, Octodontidae.